Echinops telfairi (small Madagascar hedgehog) is the source of this 1623-nucleotide messenger RNA. Its product is annotated as keratin, type II cytoskeletal 73. The transcript has 9 exons. Gene Ontology annotation, biological process: intermediate filament organization; keratinization. Bases 1 to 1623 code for a protein of 540 amino acids. Gene Ontology annotation, molecular function: structural constituent of skin epidermis. Gene Ontology annotation, cellular component: keratin filament. NCBI's taxonomy places the organism in Eukaryota, Metazoa, Chordata, Mammalia, Afrosoricida, Tenrecidae. The record is from RefSeq and is a predicted model, not a curated record.
AUGAGCCGCCAAUUCUCUUGCAAAUCUGGAACUGUGGCCAAGGGGGGCUUCAGUGGCUGCUCAGCAGUGCUCUCUGGGGGCAAGUCAUCCUACUGGAUUGGGGGCAAAGGGCUUAGUGGGGGCGGAUUUGGCAGCCGGAGCCUCUACAACCUGGGGACCACCCGGAACAUCUCUUUCAACAUGGCCAGCGGCAGUGGGCGACUAGGUGGCUAUGGGUUUGGCCAGGGCCGGGCCAGUGGCUUUGCGGGAAGCAUGUUUGGCAGUGUGGCCCUGGGGCCCGUGUGCCCAACUGUAGGUUCUCCAGGGGGCAUCCACCAAGUCACCAUCAACAAGAGCCUCUUGGCCCCCCUCAACGUAGAGCUGGACCCUGAGAUCCAGAAAGUGCGUGCUCAGGAGCGGGAGCAGAUCAAGGUCCUCAACAACAAGUUUGCCUCCUUCAUCGACAAGGUGCGGUUCCUGGAGCAGCAGAACCAGGUGCUGGAGACCAAGUGGGAGCUGCUGCAGCAGCUGGACCUGAACAACUGCAGGAACAACCUGGAGCCCAUCCUGGAGGGCUUUGUCGGCAACCUGCGGAAGCAGCUGGAGGCGCUGUCGGGGGACAGGGUGCGGCUGGACUCGGAGCUGAGGAGCAUGCGCGACGUGGUGGAGGACAACAAGAAGAGGUACGAGGAGGAAAUAAACAAGCGUGCGACGGCUGAGAAUGAAUUUGUGGUGCUCAAGAAGGACGUGGAUGCUGCUUACAUGAACAAAGUGGAGCUGCAAGCCAAGGUGGACACCCUGGAUGGAGAAAUCAAGUUCUUCAAGUGCCUCUAUGAAGCGGAGAUUGCCCAGCUCCAGUCCCACAUCAGCGACACGUCCGUCAUCCUGUCCAUGGACAACAACCGCAGCCUGAACCUGGACAGCAUCAUCGCCGAGGUGCGCAGCCAGUACGAGGACAUCGCCCUGAGGAGCAAGGCCGAGGCCGAGGCCCUGUACCAGACUAAGUUCCAGGAGCUCCAGCUGGCUGCCGGGAGGCAUGGGGACGACCUCAAGCACACCAAGAACGAGAUCGCAGAGCUGACUCGUGUCAUCCAAAGGCUGCGUUCAGAGAUCGAGAGCGUGAAGAAGCAGUGCUCCAACCUGGAGACGGCCAUCGCCGAUGCCGAGCAGCGGGGGGACUGCGCCCUGAAGGACGCGCGGGCCAAGCUGGAGGAGCUGGAGGCCGCCCUGCAGCAGGCCAAGGAGGAGCUGGCCCGGAUGCUAAGAGAGUACCAGGAGCUGACCAGCGUGAAGCUGGCCCUGGACAUUGAGAUCGCCACCUACCGCAAGCUGCUGGAGGGCGAGGAGUGCAGGAUGUCCGGAGAGUACACCAACGCUGUGAGCAUUUCCGUCAUCAGCAGCUCCACGGCCGGGACCACAGGCGCGGGGGCCAACUUUGGGUUCAGCAGCACCGGCACCUAUGGCUACCGACACAGUUCUGUUGGCGGGGGCUACAGCAUGCUCUCUGGGGGCUGUGUCACUGGAAGUGGGAACUGUAGCCCCCACGGAGAAAGCAGGAUGAGGCUGGGAAGCGCGAGCGAAUUCAAGGACGCUCUGGGGAAGACAUCAGCACUGAGCUCACCCACAAAGAAAACCCUGAGAUAA